CAAAGUCUCUAUGCAGAAUUACGUGUGUCGCUGCUUCUUUACUCGUAAUCUGUACGUGAAAAAGUACAAUGCACAUCUAGUGUAUGAGGACGACGAAACCUUUCGGGAACAAAAUGCGAAGAUAUUGCAGGCUAGAGGAUGUGUGUCUGAUGGGCAAGUUGCGGACAUCUUGUUUCUGGUUAGAUUAGAAGUGCAAAGACGAAAGGAAAUGUUUAAUGAGUCAAAGAGGAGACAAAGAGUUAUAGCACAAACUUAUGUUCCUCUUCAUCCAGAGAUCUACAUGCUACGGGAGUCACAACUUGAUGCUGGUUUUCUUCAUGUCGUAAAGUACUGCAAGACUGAAGCUUCAAAUGCACGUGAUGUUAUCCAGUUACUAAAGUCAGAGCAAGCAGAGAGAGUUUAUUCAUUGCCAAUAUUUACAAAACGAUUUUGUAUUAAAUUUGUCGAGGAGAUGGAACAUUUUGAAUCCAGCUCAAUGCCAAAAGGAAGACCAAACACAAUGAACAAUUAUGGUGUUUUAUUAAAUGAAUUGGGAUUUGACGAAGGGUUUAUUAGUCCACUUAGAGAGCAUUAUCUGAACCCUAUUGCUCAUCUUCUCUACGAAGAUUAUGGUGGUGGGAAGCUUGAUUCUCACAAGGCGUUUGUUGUUAAAUAUAAGGAAGAUGAGGACACAGAAUUGGGCUUCCAUUAUGACAAUGCAGAAGUGACAAUCAAUAUAUCGCUGGGAAAAGAAUUUACUGACAGUCAGUUGUAUUUCGGAAAAAUGAGAAAUCAGGUGCACACCAACAUCAGUUAUACCGAAUGCGUUCAUGUAGUAAGCCAUGGCAUUUUGCAUCGAGGUCAGCACAUGCAUGGAGCUCUGCCUAUCACCAGCGGUGAGCGAUACAACCUAAUUAUCUGGAUGCGAGCUUCCAGUGUGAGAAACAAACUCUGUCCGAUGUGUGAUCAGCAGCCUCAACUUGUACCCACAGAAGGAUGGGGAGAUGGUUUCACUGAACACCCAAGUCCAAACAGAGAAGAUGGCAACUUUGUUCAAUCUUGCUCACUUUUAUAACAUGGCAAAUCUUACUUUGUCCAACCAUUG
Molecule: messenger RNA, 1084 nt
Organism: Corticium candelabrum
Lineage: Eukaryota; Metazoa; Porifera; Homoscleromorpha; Homosclerophorida; Plakinidae
Product: 2-oxoglutarate and iron-dependent oxygenase domain-containing protein 2-like
Exons: 7
Coding region: 11-1054 (347 amino acids)
Molecular function (GO): iron ion binding; oxidoreductase activity, acting on paired donors, with incorporation or reduction of molecular oxygen; L-ascorbic acid binding
Source: RefSeq, a predicted model, not a curated record